AUGCGUGAAGUUAUUUCUAUCCACGUUGGACAGGCCGGUGUUCAGAUUGGUAACGGCUGCUGGGAACUCUACUGCCUUGAGCACGGUAUCCAGCCAGAUGGCCAGCUCCCAUCAGACAAGACAAUCGGUGUCGAAGAUGAUGCUUUUAACACAUUCUUCUCCGAGACAGGCGCCGGCAAGCACGUUCCACGUGCUGUUUUCGUCGAUCUUGAACCAACAGUCGUCGACGAAGUCCGCACAGGCACAUACCGCCAGCUUUUCCACCCAGAGCAGCUCAUCUCCGGCAAGGAAGAUGCCGCUAACAACUACGCGCGUGGCCACUACACAGUUGGUAAGGAAAUCAUCGAUCUCACACUCGACCGCAUCCGUAAGCUUGCUGAUCAGUGCACAGGUCUUCAGGGCUUCCUUAUCUUCCACUCCUUCGGUGGUGGCACAGGCGCUGGCUUCGGCUCCCUCCUUCUCGAGCGUCUUUCUGUCGACUACGGCAAGAAGUCCAAGCUCGAAUUCACAGUCUACCCAUCUCCACAGGUUUCCACAGCCAUCGUCGAGCCAUACAACUCCAUUCUCGCUACACACUCCAUGAUCGAUCACUCCGACUGCGCUUUCAUGGUCGAUAACGAAGCUCUCUACGAUCUCUGCCGCCGUGCCCUCGAUAUCGAGCGCCCAACAUACACCAACCUCAACCGUCUCAUCGGCCAGGUUGUUUCCUCCCUCACAGCCUCCCUCAGAUUCGAUGGUGCCCUCAACGUCGACUUCACAGAGUUCCAGACAAACCUUGUCCCAUACGCUCGUAUCCACUUCCCAAUCUGCUCCUAUGCUCCAGUCAUUUCUGCAGAGAAGGCCUACCACGAGCAGCUCUCUGUUGCCGAAAUCACAAACUCACUCUUCGAGCCAGCCAACAUGAUGGUUAAGUGCGACCCACGCCACGGCAAGUACAUGGCUUGCACACUCCUUUACCGUGGUGAUGUCGUUCCAAAGGAUGUCUCCGCUGCUGUCGCUACAAUCAAGACAAAGCGCACAAUCCAGUUCGUCGACUGGUGCCCAACAGGCUUCAAGAUGGGUAUCAACUACCAGCCACCAACAGUCGUUCCAGGUGGCGACCUCGCAAAGGUCCAGCGCGCUGUCUGCAUGCUCGCUAACACAACAGCCAUCGCCGAAGCUUGGUCUCGCCUCGACCACAAGUUCGACCUCAUGUACGCUAAGCGUGCUUUCGUCCACUGGUACGUCGGUGAGGGUAUGGAAGAAGCUGAAUUCCCAGAAGCUCGUGAAGAUCUUGCCCUCCUCGAGAAGGACUACGACGAAGUCGCUGCUGAAUCAGUCGAAGGUGGCGAUGAAGAAGAAGAUGGUGGCGAAAUGUAA
Messenger RNA from Trichomonas vaginalis G3, 1359 nucleotides. Its product is annotated as alpha tubulin. Gene Ontology annotation, biological process: mitotic cell cycle; microtubule cytoskeleton organization. The transcript has a single exon. The record is from RefSeq and is a predicted model, not a curated record. NCBI's taxonomy places the organism in Eukaryota, Parabasalia, Trichomonadida, Trichomonadidae. Gene Ontology annotation, cellular component: cytoplasm; microtubule. The coding region runs from base 1 to 1359 and encodes 452 amino acids. Gene Ontology annotation, molecular function: GTP binding; structural constituent of cytoskeleton.